AUGAAAGAACAAACUAGUUCAAAUAAACGCAAAUCAAGAUCUUUUGUUCUCCCUCCUCUUGUUCCUAUUUCAUUUUAUGGUUAUAAUAAGGAGAAGUCGUCUGUAUAUUUAACUAGAGAGCUUGCAGAAGGUAUUCGGAAAUUUAUACCUCGUCGUCUUCAACUCCAAGAGAAAUGGAAGUUAGUUUAUUCUUUAGAUCAUCAUGGUUCAAGUUUACUUACAUUAUAUUUAAAAUCGUCCCAAAAUAGAGGUGUAUUUAGCUCUAGGCCUGGGUUCGUCUUGGUUGUUAAAGAUAGUAAUAAUAAUAUUUUUGGAGCGUUUAUCAAUGAGUAUUUCCAUCCAAGUACAUCAUACUAUGGUUCUAGGGAAUGUUUUGUUUGGAAAGUUCUUUCAAAUGAUUCAUUUGAUAACAUAAAUGGAUCUGCAUUUCGAUUUAAAGCAUUCAUGUCAACCGGCAUUAACGAUUUUAUGGUUUUAUGCGAUAAUUCAUUUUUAUCAAUUGGUGGAGGCGAUGGGAAAUAUGGAUUAUGGAUAGAUGGACAGCUUGAAAAGGGAAUAUCAGCUUCAACACAAACUUUUAAUAAUGAUCCUCUUAGUGAUAGCGUGAAGCCAGGUGAACGAUUUGACAUAUUAGGUGUAGAAGUUUGGAAAAUAUAA
Pneumocystis murina B123 is the source of this 657-nucleotide messenger RNA. RefSeq lists its product as hypothetical. Bases 1 to 657 code for a protein of 218 amino acids. Gene Ontology annotation, cellular component: nucleus. Gene Ontology annotation, biological process: response to oxidative stress. The transcript has 4 exons. NCBI's taxonomy places the organism in Eukaryota, Fungi, Ascomycota, Pneumocystomycetes, Pneumocystales, Pneumocystaceae. The record is from RefSeq and is a predicted model, not a curated record.